This is a messenger RNA of Mesorhabditis belari, 660 nucleotides long. The record is from the annotation of a GenBank genome assembly. NCBI's taxonomy places the organism in Eukaryota, Metazoa, Nematoda, Chromadorea, Rhabditida, Rhabditidae.
AUGCAUCGAACAAUGAGCUCUCCUUGGUAUUACAGUACCUAUUCGUUGAAUAUUAUUCCUGAAGAGCGAAUACCAAGGCCUGAUUAUGAUGACGAUUUGGCAGAGUUUGAGGAGGAUUUUGAUGCCCUUGAAGACGGCCGAUACUAUCAAACAACUGCUUCUCCACAUUCGAGAUUUGGCACCAGCGCGCACAACUUGAGCACAACUCCAAUAUAUCAGGAAGGCCCAAGUGUCGCGCUGAUCGACGAGAAUCCGACGACGCCGCAGAGAUUAGCGAACUUCUUCUCUCGUCCUUUCCGAACAAAUCCAUUGAAGCGGACGAAGAGUGUCUCGAAGUUGGAUCGGCGAGGCGUUCAGCAAAAUGAGAAAAUCAUUGUGCGUGAACCGGACUUCAAGAGAUCCCAAGAGAACCUCUCGAAUCUCAAUGGUUUGCAGCGAAGAAAUCUCUAUCAACAGGAUCAAAAUCAUUUGAGAUCAAGCCGCUCACACGAGAGUCUUCUCAGUUAUUCGACUGCCACGCAUAUGAUUGAUAUGCGCGACAACUCAGCCCGUCCGCAUCCCGUUCAUCCGUCGGUGUUGGAUGUGCCGAAUUGUUUCCGAGUCGCAAACACCUAUUACGCUUGCCGAACACCGUUAGAGCGAGCGAAAUGGAUUGAGAAG